Aegilops tauschii subsp. strangulata is the source of this 1356-nucleotide messenger RNA. RefSeq names its product thermospermine synthase ACAULIS5. NCBI's taxonomy places the organism in Eukaryota, Viridiplantae, Streptophyta, Magnoliopsida, Poales, Poaceae. The record is from RefSeq and is a predicted model, not a curated record. Gene Ontology annotation, molecular function: thermospermine synthase activity. Gene Ontology annotation, biological process: polyamine biosynthetic process.
AUAGACUGGACCCUUCGUCAGAUCAUCACACGGCCCUUGUCUAGUCCAGGACGUCCUCUCCUCACUCGGCAAGAAGGCUAACAUAUAGGAGCACACCCAGUGACCCUCAGCUUACGCAGAGCCACCAGUUAACUUCGCUCUUGUCUGCAAGAUGUUGGGGGUUGGUGAGAUGAACCACGGGCUCGAGGCGAAUGGGCACGGCAAGCCGGUGGCCAUGGCGAAGCAGCAGCAGCUGCAGCAGAGUGGAGAUCACGAGGAGACCCAGUGGUACGAGGAGGAGGUCCAUGACGACCUCAAGUUCUGCUACACCUUGAACAGCGUGCUGCACCGAGGGACAAGCAAGUACCAGGAGAUUGCCCUGGUUGAUACGAAGUGUUUCGGGAAGGCUCUGAUAAUCGACGGGAAGAUGCAGAGCGCGGAGGCCGACGAGUUCAUCUACCAUGAGUCCUUGAUACACCCGCCGCUUCUAUUCCAUCCCAACCCGACCACGGUGUACAUCAUGGGAGGCAGCGAGGGCUCCGCGGCGAGGGAGGCGCUGAGGCACAAGACCGUCCAAAGGGUGGUGAUGUGCGACAUAGACGAGGAGGUGGUGCACUUCUGUCGGACGCACCUGAGCGUCAACUGGGAAGCGUUCGCCAGCGACAAGCUCUGCCUCGUCAUCAACGAUGCCAGGGCUGAGCUAGAGAAGAGGCGGGAGGAGAAGUUCGACGUGAUAGUGGGGGACCUCGCGGAUCCCAUGGAGGGAGGCCCCUGCUACCAGCUCUACACCAGGUCCUUCUACGAGCAGGUCCUCAAGCCCAGGCUGCACGACGGUGGCAUCUUCGUCACACAGGCUGGACCAGCCGGCGUCCUGACGCACAAGGAGGUCUUCUCGUCCAUCUACAACACCCUUAGGCACGUCUUCAAGCAUGUGAAAGCAUACACUGCCCAUGUGCCAUCCUUCGCUGACACCUGGGGCUGGGUCAUGGCAUCAGAUCACCCCUUCACGCUCACCGCCCAGCAGAUCAACGAGAGGAUCACGGACAGGAUCGACGGCGAGCUGUCGUACCUCGACGGGGAGACCCUUAUUUCUUCAACCACUCUCAACAAGACCGUCUUCCACUCGCUAUUGAAUGAGACGCAUGUGUACGCGGAGGAUGACGCGAGGUUCGUCCACGGACAUGGGACUGGGAGGGCAGGCCAUGCUUAACUGCACGGGAACCCUCCGUCCUGAAGCCACCGGCCGGGACGGUCAUAUAUAUGCAUGGGAAAACAAGGGGAGAAAGCAAGUGCAAAUUGAUAGGAGCAAUCUAUCUAUCUAUCUAUCUAUUAUUAUAUACUUAAAACAAGAAUCAAAUAAGCCAUCACGUUUGUCCA